UAUGGCAGAAAGGCUGCCCAGUGAUUUGAAAGAAAAAAGAUUGGUUCCAAUCUACGAGCAGCCUAAGCAAGACCUUUUGCCUGGCGACUUCACGCGAAAGCAGGGCAUCAAGAAGGAUGUUUUGUACGACAACAUUUGGUGGCUAGAGAUGCUUCUCACGAUGGAAGAGUUUCAGAAGCGCAAGCCUUCAAAGACAGAGCUACAAAUCAUCUUGUCCAAACUCGAUCGGGAAUCCCAGGGGUUGGCAGUUCGUGGGCGAUCUGCGGCUGAAUGGAGUGACAAUAUCGAUGCGGAGGCCUACAAAAUCCAGAGGCUUUGGUCUGCUGGGCGCCGACGGUGGCGCGACACAAAAGCCUCACCGAAUGACAGGCUUCAGUCGCGCAAGAAGCUGUUUCAAUACUGGGAGCCUUCCACCCCGAAGUCCCAUGUUGAAAGGUGGCAAAUGGACAUUUGCCAUGACGGCCAUGACCAGUGUUCCCCGUCCAGCGACGGGGCAACUGAGUCCAGUGGUGAGACUGGGGCUAGCAGCGCAGACUCGAGUUUUGACCAGCUUGACCAGUUAAUGUUUAAUGGGUUCAUGACUGGCGUUCUUGCUGGGCCUGAUGCUCAGCCCAAUUCCUACGAUGAUGAAAUGGAUGAACGUCAACCCAAGGCUCCACAU
This is a messenger RNA of Durusdinium trenchii, 661 nucleotides long. NCBI's taxonomy places the organism in Eukaryota, Dinophyceae, Suessiales, Symbiodiniaceae. The record is from the annotation of a GenBank genome assembly.